AUGAUCUCUGCCGUCGUCACGGCCAUGUCAUGCACCGAGAGCUAUGCAAGGCAUGUCAAACCUGGCGUCAUCACCCACUACAAGUGUCAUGGGCCUGACAGGCGGCUGAAUCCGUCCAAUUUGCCAUCAGUGGUAAUAUCGACAUACGGAACAGUGAGCACAGAGACCACACGCGCCAAGAGUAUUUUGAGACAGAUACACUGGUAUCGGAUAGUUCUGGACGAAGCACACAUCAUACGUAACUGGUCCACCAAGCAGUUCCGGGCCAUGAACAGCCUAUCAUUCCAUAUUCGAUGGUGCAUGACCCGCACCCCGGUGCAGAAUGGCGUUGGCGAUAUCGGGUCACUAGUUCGGUUUCUUCGUGUCCCAGUAAUGGGAGACGUCACCAACUUCCGGAAGCACAUCCUAGACAAGACCAAACUCACCUCUCUCGAGUCAUCAAGCCAUGACUUUGACAACCUGCGCCUUCUCCUAUCUUCUAUCUGCCUGAGACGAAACACCUCUGUCCUACAACUGCCAGGGGUCAAAUACGAAUGCCGAGGGCCGCACUUCAGUGCGGUGGAAAAGGAGGCACAUACCAAGCUCAUUCUCGCUUGCCAGAAAGCCAUUGAUUAG
Podospora pseudocomata is the source of this 615-nucleotide messenger RNA. RefSeq lists its product as uncharacterized. Lineage: Eukaryota; Fungi; Ascomycota; Sordariomycetes; Sordariales; Podosporaceae. The record is from RefSeq and is a predicted model, not a curated record. Gene Ontology annotation, cellular component: nucleus. The transcript has 3 exons. Gene Ontology annotation, biological process: DNA repair. The coding region runs from base 1 to 615 and encodes 204 amino acids. Gene Ontology annotation, molecular function: ATP-dependent chromatin remodeler activity; ATP binding.